Betta splendens (Siamese fighting fish) is the source of this 1708-nucleotide messenger RNA. It is a transcript of the gene kptn, whose product is annotated as kaptin (actin binding protein). The transcript is spliced from 12 exons. The record is from RefSeq and is a predicted model, not a curated record. Gene Ontology annotation, cellular component: KICSTOR complex; actin cytoskeleton; lamellipodium. Gene Ontology annotation, molecular function: actin filament binding. Lineage: Eukaryota; Metazoa; Chordata; Actinopteri; Anabantiformes; Osphronemidae. Gene Ontology annotation, biological process: negative regulation of TORC1 signaling; cellular response to amino acid starvation; actin filament organization. The coding region runs from base 1 to 1593 and encodes 530 amino acids.
AUGAUCCAUGAAAUCAAAACAUCCGAUAAACCCAAACGCACCAUCCCCUUACCCGGAUGUUUUGAUCUUUCACUUUAUGUCUUCAAACAUGAUCGCCAGUGCUGCCUCGGUUAUUACAUACAGUGUUGGCAGCGCGUAGCUCAGACCAACCUUAAUCACUCGUCUGUCCUCUGUCAGGUUCAUGGCGGCUCCUUCCAGAGUUGGACCACAGCCUCGGCCUCUGAAAGCACACGCCUGUCCUCUCGUCUGAACAGCCGCUUCCUCGUCUUCUUCUGCAGGAUGCUCCGGGAGUCGUAUCCCUUCGUGGAGGACAGCUUCAGCCGCUUCCCGUCGCAGAGCAACAUCUACGGGCUGUGUCAGGCCGGGGAGCAGGAGCUGCUGGCGGCCACUCUCAAAGGGAAGGUGGUGUGUUUCCGCUACCAGGAGCUGCAGCAGAAAACCCGGCCUGUGGCCAAAGAGGUCCAGUUCACCUACAUACCAGUUGAUGCAGAGAUUGUGUCAAUCGAUGCCUUCAACAAGUCUCCUCCCAAUAAAGGCCUGGUGGUGGGCAUCACCUUCAUCAAGGACUCUGGUGACAAAGCCACUCCAUUCCUCAACAUCUACUGCGACUAUGAGCCUGGCUCAGAGUUCAACCUGGACUCUAUUGCGCAAAGCUGUUUGAAUCUGGAGCUGCAGUUCACGCCCUUCCAGCUGUACCACGCAGAAGUGCAGUUUGACGAGGGAGGCAGUGAGACCGUGUUUCUGCUGAGUGGCCACGACCAGAGGAUUCACCUCUACAAGGAGAACGCUUCCCUCCACCAGUUUGAGGAGCAGCCGGUGGAGAGACUCUUUCCUGAACUGCAGCAGCUGCCCAGCAAUGUGCUGUGGUUGGACAUGCUGAGCAUCGCCGGGGGCCGGCGCCUCUCAGCAUUCGGCUGUCAGAAUGGCUGCGUUGGACUGGCUUUGGUGACGCAGACUGGGCGAGAGGUGCUGCAGAGCUGGCGGGUGCAGUUUGACAGUCCCAUCUCCACAGUUCUGCUGUUCCCUCUGACGAGCCAUUGCAGUGGGGAGAAAAAGGAGGCAACGGAAGGCUACAACCUCCUGGUGACCAGCACUAUUGAGAUGGCGGUUGUUUACAGAGACGUCCAGGAUUGUGGUUUGUCUCGCUCCAUGUGCCUCCCAGAGAGCGACCAGUGGGACGCAGUGCUGUGUGCUCUCGUCAUUGACCUGGACUUUGAUGGGCAGAAGGAGGUGCUGUUGGGAACGUAUGGACAGGAACUUCUGUGUUAUAAAUUCCAAGCAGCAGGCAGCGGCUUAGGCAGCCAGAUCGAGCUGCAGUGGAGGCGGAGCUUCAAGAGUCCCGUGCUGUCAGUCAUCUAUUUAGACCUGACUGGAGAUGGUUUGAGGGAGCUGGCUGUACUUACACUAAAGGGACUGCACAUCUUACAGCAUAGUCUUACUGUAUCUGCUGAUUUGGUUCUGGAGAGGCUCCUCCAGAGGGUUUCAGCACUGACGGCUGUCUUGGAGUUGGAGACAGACAAAGCUCAGGACGCGGAGGAGAAAGACGCUCCAGCUCAAAAACAAGAGUUUUCAGCUCAGGGUUCAUCAGAUUAAGGAGCGCUGUGUACUUGGUUUGUUUGCUUAUACAGAGCUGCUCAUGUGUUAGAGGAUGAGCUUUAACAUGGUGGCAUACAGCAGAUACAGGUAUUAAACGGCACAUCGCACACUA